Molecule: messenger RNA, 1810 nt
Organism: Anopheles coustani
Lineage: Eukaryota; Metazoa; Arthropoda; Insecta; Diptera; Culicidae
Exons: 3
Coding region: 568-1251 (227 amino acids)
Source: RefSeq, a predicted model, not a curated record
CCGUGUUGCUGAACCGCAGCCUUUAGCUCAUACUGCUGUAAAACUCGUUGCCUAUUUUCCCCCACGAGCAGGGCGUGGAAGUAAAGGGACCGGAGGUUUACAGCUACCGGAGCUGCAUCAUUCGAGAAGGUCACGUACGACGUAACGCUGCAGUGUAUGUUUUUUCGGUGUGGUUCGCGUUUUCGAUGUACCAGCGAGACGCGAUUCGAUUAUAGUCGAUAAAAGGCAAUCGUCGCCGCACGACGUCUCUUGAAACGGUCCGGAAAAGAGCCGUGUCGUGUAUAGAUUUGUGCGGUCGCUGUUGUUGGUGCACCCGGAGCAGAUGCACCACGACAUAAACAGAAGGUGUCGACGGUUCCCCCUUCCUUCCUAAGCAGUAGCGGCCACCCACGCAAGCGCAACACCAUCGACUGUACUGCAACACCGUCCAACUUCCUUCGGGGCAGUUCGAAUCGUGACCCACAUAUCGUGCAAGAAAAGCGUGUGCUUGUGCUUUCAGGAAAAUUCCCGAAUAAAAAGCCAUUUUUUAAUCGGGGUCCCAUAAAUCAUUACCAAUACGGCCUAACAAUGGCCGCUUCGAUGCACGAUAAAAACGGAAAACCGUUCCACAACGGUAAUGGAACAUCUGCACCUGCGGUCGGCGCUUGGUACGGGAACGGUUUACUCGAGGACGAUACGGGAGUGCAGCGCCCCAGGAGGCUUUCCUUCAACGGUUCCGACAUGGAGCUGUCCGACCUGAAAGCGGCCGCCGUCGGCAACAACAUCCACAGCGAGUCGACGACGGAGAAGAAAAUCGAGCCGAUGCAAAUGGUUGGUCUGUUGGCAAUUGCAACGACGCUUGCGGUUUCCAUCAAGUAUCUGCUUUCGUCAUUCGAUUUCGCAUUCUUCCGUUCCGUUGCUACUCACAGCACCAGAAUGGCCACCCAAGUGUGGCAGGAGUUUGUGGGACGUUUGGCACACCUCAGCCCAUCGUCCACGGUCUGGAGUUUCGAGAGAAUGGUCCCGCAAGCGGAAAAUGCUGCCCAUGCAAUGUUCGCGGCCGCUUUCGGGCUGCUUGUUGCCUCCUUCACCUGGUACGUGAUCUACCUGGACAGCAGCAUUCCCGGUGUAAACCCACCGACUCCGUUUUCCGCCUCCAAGAAACGAUACCGAGGUGGUAUCUCGCAGGCGAAAGAACGAAGGUUCCACCUGGGAUACGUAACGGCCAUGGUGAGCGGUGUGGUGGCAUUCCUGAUCUUUCUCUUCGAAUAGAUUUCGAUCGGGAUAGUUUAGGUCGAUCGGUCGGAUCGGUACUCGGAUAUUUUCCCUUCCAUAAAGUGCCUCAUACAAAGCCGACUUGCAGCUGGACCUGGAAGUGUCCAAUCAUGGUUUACAUUUCAUGGAUAGAAAACGAACGUAUUCUAACCGGCGCGCUCUUACACAUCAUCAUAUUUAUUUUAUUUAGGUUUACAAACUAACGCUUUUUGUGUGUUAUUACGUUGCAGUAAUGGAAUGGGGGUAAAUAUUGUACACAAUUUACUACUCCUGUGUGUAGAAACUAAAGUUUAUUCAAUAUCCUUUUUUCUUUUAUCAUCAUUUAGAUUCAUUUUGUAAAUAAUAUUUUGUUAGUAACUAUCACGGGUCUAUUUCAUUGGCCAUUAUUAAUCCUCUACCUUUUUUAUUAUGAGGCAAACCAUUUUCUAGUUUAUAUUUUACCAUGGCCUUAGUACAAAUAUACUUAUUUGUGAGUUAGUUUUAUGCAGUUUAAAUAAUGAAAAAUAAAUAGCAAGUUCGGAUGUGAAAGUGAAACACAUCAAGCCUUCUCACUGAC